Camelus dromedarius (Arabian camel) is the source of this 3110-nucleotide messenger RNA. RefSeq names its product WSC domain containing 2 (gene WSCD2). Bases 1015 to 2709 code for a protein of 564 amino acids. NCBI's taxonomy places the organism in Eukaryota, Metazoa, Chordata, Mammalia, Artiodactyla, Camelidae. The transcript has 9 exons. The record is from RefSeq and is a predicted model, not a curated record.
GGCCUCGCCGCGACACGGGGCGCCCGCAGUGCCGCCCGCCAGCCCGCCCGGGCGUUCGGCUUCGCAGGAGCCCGGCUUGCACUUCCUCUCGCCUCCGCCCGCCUCCCCGGCUCACCGGCUGGCGUCGCCACCGCCUCCUCGUCCCCGGCCACCGCUGUCGCCGCUGCUGCAAUCCAGGACGCACACUCUUCCACUUUCCCGCUGGAGGCGCGGAGGAUGCCUCUUGCGCCAGACCCGAAGAAAUAGCCCCGGGGCCCGGCUGCAGGAGCCUUGGGGGAGAGAAAGAAGCCCGACUCCGCUUUCCUGGAUGCCACUGCAGCAGCUGGCAGCUGGGAAGGCGCCCACAGAGCGGGCGCGCCAAGCGGGACGCGGGAGUCGCAGAGAGAGAGACCCCGGGCGCCUGCUGAGCUCCGCUGGCAGAGCUUGCGAGUGGCUGAGACCCCCAGGUGGCAGCCCUGAGCCCUGAUGUUUGACUGGAUAAAAGCCUGCCAGCUUCUGUUUCUACCUGGUGGACACGCCAAGCUCGGUCCCCAGCUGUGGAAGAGGCUGGAAACAGCCCUCGGUGAAAAAAUCCAGCCCCGACAGUCCUGAGGAACCGAGAAAGGACAAGACGUGAACUCCAGCUGUUGGUGAGCCCUAGCAAAAUCCUCCUCCGAUUGCUGUUUUCAAAGUUCUGCGGGAACUCCAAGGCAAAGAACAAGAUGUAGGAAAAUGGGACCCGUUCCUGGGGGUCCCGAGCCUCCAAGUUGCUUUCACGGCCCAAAGAAGCUCACCUUGAGCUCAGGAGGGUUGGUGGACUCUGUCCUCCACUCUCGUGGCUUCAGCCAAGCUCUGGACUUGCCCUCCCGAUCUGAUCUUGGCAAUCACCUUCGCAGAGGGAAUAAGACUGAAGAAUCCCAGGGGCGCCAUCCCUAAGGGAAGCUAGAGAAACAAAGCGCGCCUCCAUCCCCUCCCUGGACCACAUCCCCUGACCCCCAGCUGAGCCCCAGCGAUCCAGUCCGGAAUGAUCCCGCUAUGGCCAAGCUCUGGUUCAAAUUCCAGCGGUACUUCCGCAGGAAACCCGUGCGUUUCUUCACCUUCCUGGUGCUCUACCUGACGGCCGGGAGCCUCGUCUUCCUUCACUCUGGUUUUGUGGGUCAGCCUGCCGUCUCCCAGAACCAGGCCAACCCCGCCGCGGGGGCCCCAGCAGACGGUGCUGAGCUGCCCUUCUUGGGCGACUUAAAUCUGGGCAGAGGCUUCCGGGACACAGGUGAAGCCUUGAGCAUCGCCCGCAGGUACGGACCCUGGUUCAAGGGCAAGGACGGGAAUGAGAGAGCCAAGCUGGGGGACUACGGUGGAGCCUGGAGCCGAGCCCUCAAGGGGAGGGUCGUCCGGGAGAAGGAGGAGGAGCGAGCUAAGUACAUCGGCUGCUACCUGGACGACACCCAGAGCCGGGCCCUGCGAGGCGUGUCCUUUUUCGACUACAAAAAGAUGACCGUCUUCCGUUGCCAAGACAACUGCGCGGAACGGGGCUACCUGUAUGCCGGGCUGGAGUUCGGUGCCGAGUGCUACUGUGGCCACAAGAUCCAGGCGACGAACGUGAGCGAGGCGGAGUGUGACAUGGACUGCAAGGGCGAGCGGGGCAGCGUGUGCGGUGGCGCCAAUCGCCUCUCCGUCUACCGGCUGCAGCUGGCCCAGGAGUCAGCCCGCAGGUAUGGAAGUGCGGUCUUCCGAGGCUGCUUCCGCCGGCCCGACAACCUCUCCCUGGCCUUGCCGGUGACGGCCGCCAUGCCCAACAUGUCCGUGGACAAGUGUGUGGAUCUCUGUACGGAGAAGGAGUACCCACUGGCGGCCCUUGCGGGCACCGCCUGCCACUGUGGGUUCCCCACCACGCGAUUCCCCCUCCAUGAGAGAGAGGACGAACAGCUCUGUGCCCAGAAGUGCAGCGCGGAGGAGUUUGAGAGCUGUGGGACUCCCAGCUACUUCAUCGUGUACCAGACGCAGGUCCAGGACAACCGCUGCAUGGACAGAAGGUUCCUCCCAGCCAAGUCCAAGCAGCUCAUCGCUCUGGCCAGCUUCCCGGGCGCCGGGAACACGUGGGCGCGCCACCUCAUCGAGCUGGCCACCGGCUUCUACACUGGCAGCUACUACUUCGAUGGUUCUCUCUACAACAAAGGGUUUAAAGGUGAGCGAGACCACUGGCGCAGCGGGAGGACCAUCUGCAUCAAGACACACGAGAGUGGCCAGAAGGAGAUCGAGGCCUUCGAUGCGGCCAUCCUGCUCAUCCGGAACCCCUACAAGGCCCUCAUGGCGGAGUUCAACCGCAAGUACGGCGGACACAUCGGCUUUGCCAGUCAUGCCCACUGGAAGGGCGAAGAGUGGCCUGAGUUUGUGAGGAAUUACGCCCCGUGGUGGGCCACUCACACGCUGGACUGGCUCAAGUUCGGCAAGAAGGUGCUGGUGGUGCACUUCGAGGACCUGAAGCAGGACCUCUUCGUCCAGCUGGGCCGGAUGGUCAGCCUGCUGGGCGUGGCCGUCAGGGAGGACCGGCUGCUGUGCGUGGAGAGCCAGAAGGACGGCAACUUCAAGCGCUCGGGGCUCCGGAAACUGGAGUACGACCCCUACACAGCGGACAUGCAGAAGACCAUCUCUGCCUACAUCAAGAUGGUGGACGCGGCCCUCAGAGGGAGGAACCUCACGGGCGUUCCGGAUGCCUACUACCCUAGAUGAUGGGUCAGAGGUGGGGGGUGGCUGGGAGCCCAGGCCAAGCAGGCCCUGGGGACCCCGGACCCCUGGGGACCCCCACCCAUCAGUCCUCUCUGGUUUGGGGACAACCCCCUUGGCUGCUGUUGGCCCUCAAUGAGUUUCCUGCGUGACAAAGGAGGUUCAAGGGAAGAGAUUGUACAGGCACUUCCCACCUACUCAUAUUCGCCCCCCCCCCCCCCUUGGAGAUGGAGCAGGCAACUAGUCCCCAGCCACUUGGACCCUUCUCUGUCUCCCGUGUCCCUGCCCCCAACCACUCUGGCUCCACUUGUGGGAAGGCAGGCUCAUGGCUGUCCUGGAGACAUGGGUGUCCCAUCGCAGGUGUUGAGGACCCUGGCCCAGGAGCUGACAGGAAUGAUGUAGAAAAA